This is a messenger RNA of Talpa occidentalis (Iberian mole), 4417 nucleotides long. RefSeq names its product microtubule associated tyrosine carboxypeptidase 2 (gene MATCAP2). Lineage: Eukaryota; Metazoa; Chordata; Mammalia; Eulipotyphla; Talpidae. The coding region runs from base 313 to 1875 and encodes 520 amino acids. The transcript has 7 exons. The record is from RefSeq and is a predicted model, not a curated record.
CGGGAGUGUUUCCUAGCAACCGGGGAGGCCAACGUCACGGUGGCGGGUUAUAAACGCAGCUACCCACUGUGGGUCCGCCUUGUGUACCUUCCAGCACCUGAGACCUGGAGGGAUCGCCGCUCACAGCCCGGUGUCCGCACGUCGUCGCUCGUCCUCACCCACCUUCUCCUGCCCCAGGUUGCCGCGAGCAACCUUCCACCGCUCUCCCUCCUCCGAGGUCCGGGCCCGAGCCUAGGGGCGACCUGUCAGGCUCUCGCUCGGCCCUCGCCCCCCGCGCCCGCGGAGCUCAUCGCCCGCGGCCUCGGCGGGACGAUGCUGGAGUCCAUUCGGGUGACGGAAAAGCUUCACUGGCCUGAGCAAGAACUUGCUAAGAAGUCUAUUCUAAAUGCUGAAGAGUCAUUGAUCAUUGACAACAAAAGAAGCAUUUCACAUUUACCUCCUGGGAUACUUAAGGACAUUUUCACAACUGGAACCAGUAGUUACAAUGUCCUACUACAGAGCAAAGAGGAGAAAAAGCAUCUUUCACAAAAGCAGUCUUCCUCCACCUACUCCAAAAGAUGUAGAAAACCCAGCAAAUCUCCUUGCUCUUCUCAUAGUAAAGAUCUUCGCAAGAUAAAAACCCCCAUGUCUGUGAUGAGCAGUGGUAGUUGGUACUGCCUAGAAAGGCAGCCUACUGUUUUUGUCACUAGUUCAGAAUUGAAUCCUGUAAAGUUUACACAUGAUAUCUCUGUUACAGGGAACAGCAUAGUAUUGCCACCUAAACCCAAAAGCAAGAUCAAGCAGCGCCAUUUGUCCACUCUUCAAAAGCCAAAGCCACAGCCUCAGCUGUCUAGAAGUUUUGAAAAAGGAGAUGACUUUUCUGGAAAGAAAUUUUGUAUACUGACUGCUAUAAAGCCCACCAACUUAGAGAAAGAAAAACUGAGAUUUUUCAAGUCUGACUAUACCUACAAUCCUCAGUUUGAAUAUGCUAAUCCUUCUCUGCCAAGUGUGUUAGCCAAACACAGCAAUGCUUCUAACCGAUUUCUUAAGCAGUCCAUCAAUAUUAUGGAACUAACUUUGCAGAAAUAUGGAAGUUAUGAAAAAUUUGAACAGGCUACUGGUGGUAGCCUGCUCUCUAAAACUCGAAUCUGGAGUCACGUUAGGAAGUACAUGAUGAAAGAAGGCUGCAUGGGUGAGAUUGUAGUGCAUCUCACUGAGGACCUACUUUCCCGAGCUUCAAUGACAGUAGUAAAUGGUUGUCCAACGCUAACCAUCAAUAUUUCCACUGCACGUGAACACUGGCUGGAGGGAAUGCUGAGGCAUGAAAUAGGCACACAUUAUUUUCGAGGUAUUAACAAUCUCCAGCAGCCAUGGAACAGUUGGACUGGCCGUAAAAAACAUGACCUAAAGCCAAACAAUCCCACAGAGGAAGGACUGGCAAGUAUUCACAGUGUCCUGUUUAGAAAAGACCCUUUUUUGUGGAGAGCUGCCCUCCUCUACUACACUGUUUAUCAAGCCAGCCAAAUGUCUUUUUGCGAACUCUUCAAAGAUAUUGGAAAAUUUGUAAAGGAUCCAAAUACGAGAUGGGAUUAUUGUGUACGAGCCAAGAGGGGAUGGACUGAUACUUCCCAGCCAGGGUGUUUCAGUAAAGACCAGGUGUACCUGGAUGGCAUCCUGCAAAUCCUCCGAUACAGAGAGAGUAUUGACUUUCCUCUGUUGACUGCCCUGGGGAAGGUUUCUUAUGAAGAUGUGGAUCGUCUGAAAGGAUUGGCAGUUAUUGAAAACAUGAGGGUUCCCCACUUCUUGCAGGACCAUGACCGAUACAUGGAACAUUUGGAGAAGAUUAUGGAAGUGAAUGAACUGACAGAUAGGGAACUGAAAGAUCUUAUAUGUUAAUUAGCAUUCUUGCCAACAUAGCUGAGUUAUUCCUCUAUGUAUAUUACCAAUUAGGUGCAGUUAGCACCAACAAAUUUAUAAAAGAAAAAUGACUUAGUUUACUUGAGUUUUCUCAAAAAUGGUCUGCAAUAUGCAAUUGAAAUUUUAGGUUUAAAAUUUGGUAAUGUUUCUGUAGGCUACAGGAGAAAGUUAGUCUUAUUUUCAUCUGAAUCUCAACUGUCAGAUGAAAAUACUACUGAUGAGUGUUUUUGAAGAAUCUUGGUCAAAUUGAGCAAUAAGUUUCUACCUGAACAGUAAAUGCUGGUCUUAGGGCUUCUGCUUUAGCACCAAGAAUACUUGUGAGUAGAGAUUGACUUCCAGUAUUGUUCACACUCCAGGGCUACAUUUUGUUUGACAAAUAGCAAUUAUUCUCCUUUGAAAAGUUACUUUUAUUAUAUCCCAAAAAGCUAGUUCUAUGUAAUAUUUCUUAUUUCUGCUAAGCGAUGCUUAAGAGGGGAGAAGUAUUUUUAAAAGUUUUCAUUAGUUCUUUAUUUUACAUAUUAUCAUUUCACCUUAUCAGCUUCUAGGUGCUAAAAUUAGAGAAUUACCUCAGUUUCCCUUAUUAUCUCUUAUCUCUGUUUUCAUAUGCUGAAAGUUAUUAUACACCUUCAAAAAAUUUUUUAAUUUUUAUUUUUUUAACACCUUCAAAAUUUUAACCAAAUUUUCUUAGGAUCUUUCUCACUACAUUCUUUUAUAUAAAUAAUAAAUUCAAGUUCCAGAGAGGUUUGUCUACAGAAAUGAAAAUAGUUGUGUAAGAGAGAAGGUACUCAUCUUUUUAUUAAGUAAAGCUACUAGUAAGGGACAAAUAGACUGAUCACAUAGGAGCUAGAUGUUGACUGGACAGUGUCUAUGGUAAAUUUGACCAUGGUUUGAAAAGUGGAAUUUCUGAAUGUUGUCAUUUGAUAAAUUGAUUUUAUGAUGCUGCCUCGGUGUAUUUUAUCAAAAUUUCAUCAUCCUAUUAAUGACAUCAUUUGAACUUACUUUUGAAGUUACAUUUUUUCUGCUAAAAGUAAUAUAUCUAGCUCUGUAAUGUAUCAAUGUUGAUAUAUCCUUGGAGAUACACACACACACACACACACACACACACAGGAUCAAAUGGCUCCUCAAACAACUAAUUUGAAUGAUCAGAAACAAUACUGGUGUAGUAAACACCAUUUAAAACGCUGCUGUGAUUACUACCCAAAGCUAUUUGAGACUUUUUCUUUACCUCAAUUCAGACUGAAAUAUGGUGCUAACACUGUUAGAUGUAUACUGCAAAGCCACAUUUAUGCUAGAAAAUAUUUUAGAAAAUCUUUGCAAGCUAUGUAAUUCCUCUCUUUCAAAUACCUAGAAUGUUGCAGCAAAUAGGAUAUACAAUUAGAAGCUUGGUGGUUCUUGCUUCUAGAACUACUUCCAUCUCAACGUUGGCAGUAGCAAGUCAGACCUUUUGCAACAUUUAAAACGCCCACAUACGUGUUUGACAGCUUGGAGUGUGGCCUGCACGUUCUAUGCAGGGUUGGGGGCCCAGUGUGCCAAUGCUAACCAGACAUGGGAAAACCACCCUUUACUCCUCAAACAUUAUUUCCUUGUAGCAGAGUCAUGCAGUUUCAGCUUUGUCUAGUGUUUUCUGACUUCAUCUUUAAACUUAUCAGAGUGUGAUUAUGAAAAUGGUGUCUUAUUAACUGGAACGAAAAAGUAUAGACAGAGAUAGCAAACUUUAUGUCUUGUAAUUUAAGCUCAAAUAACUGUAAAUUCAACAUUUGUAGGCAAUAACACCAUUGAUCUUUUACAUUAUAGUUUAAAUAUAAAGGAAAAUCACAACAGCCUUAAUUUCCUACUGGAAGGAUUAUUUGCAGUGGUUCUAGUCCCUUAACUAAAGAAUUCUUGCCUUACUUCUUUGGUAUAAAGAUAAAAACACGAGUACUAUCUAGACAAAAAAUGAACUUAAAUCACAUUGAUUGUCUUAAGCUACUUUAAAAGUUAGCAAUGAACCAAAAAUUAUUUCAGAUUAGCAUAAAUACUUGAAGAGCUCUAAUCUUUAAAAGUUCGUAUUGAAGAUUAAUGUUUAUUCUCUCUCUGGAAAUAGCAUUAAGGUCAAUUUUGUUCUGUAAAAUAAAAAUUUCAAUAAAUAGAAAAUUAUAAUAAUAGUACUUGGAAGAAUAGUUGAAGAUCAUAUUAAUUUUCAUUAUAAUAAUUACAUGCUAUGUAGGAUAUUGAGGAUUAGAAUUUCAUCAGUUUUGUAAUUUUUAACAUAUGGUUGUUUAUCAGAUAAAAAUUCUCACACUUAGGUCUUCACAUGAGAGAGGACUUAAAAGUAAUAUUUGUAAACAUAAAUCCAUAGUCUUCAUGUCUUUAUAUUUUCACUUUUGUAAAAAUAUUUAAAAUUUGUAUUGUUUUGUAUGUAUUUGGGUAUUUUAUGUCUAGCUAUAAUAGAAGUAAAUAGUACUGAAGUUCUCAAAUGAAAUAUGUAGAUAUGUAUGCAUGCAAAAUUCUAUUCUUUGAAAAUCUAAUUAUAUUUUUAUUG